AUGCUAAGUGCCCAUGAUAUCAAUAGCGUUGACUUUGCUGCCAUCCGUGGCCGAUUUGGCGAGGAGUUCUUUGGUUUGUGCCUGGAGGAGAACGAAAGAGUCCUGCGAGCCCUCGGCGGAAACCUGCAGGACUUUUUCAACGGUUUUGAUGCUCUUCUGGAACACAUCCGAACAUCGUGCGGCCGCCGAGCUUCAUCCGAGGCGCCUUCAUUCCUAUGCAAAGACGCUCCUCAGGAGAACGAAGAAACGAAUGCGGAGAGCGGAGCAGGACGAACUCUAAUCCUUCACUGCUUUAAUCCCGACCCAACAGUGGGUGUGGCCAUGCCGGGUCUUAUUCGAGCCGCCGCCCGCCGCAUCUACCAAUCAGAAGUCUCAGUAGAGGAAGCCCCGCCCACAUGGCUUCACACGGCAAAUGAGGAUGGCGAGCUCUCAGCAGACUCCUCCCCCUCAUCAUCGCCAUCUCCUCCCUCAUCUUCGGCUCCAGCGUGUCUGUCGUUCCUCAUUCGAGAAGUUCAUACUCCUCCUACAUCAUCGUCUCGAUCACGCCAACUUUCACGCUCGCCGCUCGAUCUGCGCAUCGGUUUAAGCACGUUUUGCCGGGCUUUUCCAUUUCACCUGGUUUUGGGAUCCAACAUGGAGGUUCUGCAGGUUGGUGAGGGACUCCGAAAACAAGCCAAGACCGACCCUCACCGGACGCUUACCUUCAGCAACAGCUUUGAACUGGUGUCUCCUAGGAUUCCCUGCUCUUUCCAGAACAUUCUUUUGCGCCUCUCCACGCCGUUCACCAUUCGCACUCGACCGGACGGAUCGUCACUAGACUGCAGAGAGAAGGUAAUGGAGCUGAAAGGGCAGAUGCUUCACCUCCCCGAAUCAAACUCCAUCAUGUUUCUGGGCUCGCCACGUGUUGAUAGGCUGGAAGAGCUGAUGGGGCGGGGCUUACAUCUGUCUGACAUCCCUAUUCAUGACGCCACACGUGAUGUCAUUUUGGUUGGAGAACAGGCCAAAGCUCAGGACGGACUGAAGAAGCGGAUGGACAAACUGAAAGCCACGCUGGAGAAAACGCACCAGGCUUUAGAGGAGGAGAAGCGGAGGACGGUGGACUUGCUCUACUCUAUUUUUCCCGGUGACGUGGCUCAGAGACUCUGGCAGGGCCUUCCGGUUCAGGCCAAGAAGUUUGAUGAUGUCACCAUGCUGUUCUCUGACAUCGUGGGCUUCACGGCCGUGUGUGCGCAGUGCACGCCAAUGCAGGUCAUCAGCAUGCUGAACGAGCUCUACACGCGCUUCGACUACCAGUGCGGCAUACUGGACGUCUAUAAGAUUGAAACUAUUGGCGAUGCGUACUGCGUGGCGGGCGGGCUCCACAGGAAGAUUGACAGCCAUGCUAAGCCAAUCGCACUCAUGGCGCUGAAGAUGAUGGAGCUGUCAGAGGAAGUGCUGACGCCUGACGGGAAGCCAAUCAAGCUGAGGAUCGGGAUUCACUCGGGCUCAGUGCUGGCUGGUGUUGUGGGUGUGAUGAUGCCGCGCUACUGUCUGUUCGGGAACAACGUCACGCUGGCCAGCAAGUUUGAGUCGGGCAGUCACCCGCGCUGCAUCAACGUCAGCCCUACUACAUACCAACUCCUGCGGGACGACCGCUCGUUCACCUUCAUCCCUCGCUCCAGGCAGGAGCUUCCCGACAACUUCCCCAAAGAGAUCCCGGGAAUUUGCUAUUUCCUGGAGGCGGGGAAAUCCCAAAGCCACGCCUCUCUCACCAGCACUCGCUCCGCCCCCAUCCGCAAAGUGUCCUAUAACAUUGGGACCAUGUUUCUACGGGAGACUAGCCUCUGAGACGGCCCCGCCCAUCCGCUUUGGCAUCACGUCCUGUAGACUAGUGUUGCCUGUGGCAACUGGUUGCCCCGCCUCACGACCGGAGCUCUGGCCUCAGAGGCGUGCAGUGACUCAGAGGGGGCGAAGACAGUGGCCCCGCCCUAGUCCCGCCUUUUAAAGGAGCCAUGGAUAAUUGUGUUCUGAAAAUACAAUAAAUACGAAUAUAUAUAGAUAU
Messenger RNA from Danio rerio (zebrafish), 2041 nucleotides. The record is from RefSeq and is a predicted model, not a curated record. NCBI's taxonomy places the organism in Eukaryota, Metazoa, Chordata, Actinopteri, Cypriniformes, Danionidae.